AUGGAGGUGAAAAUAUUGAGCCAGCACCACAUAAUAUCGAGACAAGUUGACCAAAUUCAAAACAAAAAGAAGAUAGAAGUUUUCUCGAGUUUCCUUCCCGAUGAAAUAUUGCUCAAGAGCUGCAAAAGUAAUGAUCUGGACCGAUACGACGGCGUUGUUCUCCUCAUUGAUAUCUCAGAUAUACAUAUUUUAUCGAGAUGCAACACAGAGGUGGCUAAAGAAGGCAUCUCAAUCGCUGAUGCAUCAAUAAAUGCAUAUCUAAGUUCUAUAAUAGAAGUCGUCCACUUUUAUGAUGGUGAUAUAGUUGAACUUAUACCAGAUAACCUAAUAGUCGUAUGGAAAUCGAAUCCAGAAAUUAGACUGUACAAACUGAUAGACGCAGCCAUUGCUUGUGCUCUGAAUAUACAGAGGGUUGUAGAGAAUUUCAACAGAGAGAUAGGAAUAAAUUUUCAGAUGAAGCAGGUAAUAUCCUGUGGUGUAAUAUUUUUCGCUGUGAUUGGCGACAAGGUUUCCAAAAACUGGGUGGUUUUUGGAGAUAUGAUGCAGAUUUGUCGUUCGACCAUAUCAACUGCCAAACCCAAUGAAAUCCUUGUCACCUGCCAUGCUUGGGGACACCUGAAUGAGGAUAGAUACGUUGUAAAUUUCACUAUAGGAGGGAAUGUCCAGAUAAUAAACCGAGUGUUCUCACUCGCUGAGCGAGAACAUAAGAAAAAAGCAUUACAAGAUUUGGCCCGUAUCUGGACUCUUUGCAUGAAUCACCUGGAAAUAAGGAACAAUAUACUCAGAGAAUCUAAACGCAAUGAUAAAAUGUUACAUCAAAUAGCUCUCAAAGAAACUAUUUUGAAAAAUAUAACACCGAGAAUCACGUCGGAAGCAACAUUGAGUUAUCGCAAAAUUAAGAAUUUAGAAGCUUUCAUAAUAAAACCAGUUCUAGACAAAGUAAAGGAGCACCAGCAACUAGAAUAUUUAUCGGAAGUGUGUGAAACGACAAUUCAAUUGAUUCAUUUGACAACCGGAGAUUGCGACGAGAAUGAAUGGUUCAUACUCAUCAACGAAGCAUACUGUAUUAUCAGUGGAAUUGUCGCAAAGAAAUACGGAUGUGUCGUGAGAAUAAAGACACUGUGCCACAAAACAGUACUAUUUCAAGUAGUCUUCGGUCUCCAAGGAUUGAGCAAUGACAAUGUAAAUCAAAAUGCCUUAACAACAGCAGCUGAGAUUAUGAAGGAACUCAGAAAUUUGAAAAACCAAAUUAAUGUGAACAUCGAAAUUUUCAACGAUUUAGUUCAUUGCUCGGUGUUGGGACAUCCAUAUAGAAAAAGUUACUUUGUUAUUGGUAAGAGAGUGUUGCAAGAACCGAAAAAAAUUUUCUACAAAAUUCUGUGUGACUACAAAACUUACGAAUAUUCGAAAUUACCCUCGGACUGCUUCGUUGAACAAUGUAACUUCGAAGAGAGUAAAAUUUCUGAUGAAAUACGUUUCGAAUAUGAUGAGAGUUUCAAAAGAUUUGAUAGUAUAAUUGACGGAGAAAUUCACGUCAUCGGAAGGGAUCAAGAACUUGGAUAUAUUCGAAAUAUAAUCUUCGAACCCGGAAAAUCGGAAAAUUUUCUUGCAGUCAUUGUGAAAGGUCAAUGUAAAAGUGGAAAAUCCGUUAUCCUCCGCAAAAUAAUGGCAGAAUGUGAACAGAAACAUUGUCCCUUGGCUUUCGUGAAUUUAUGUGGUGGAAAAUCCAAGCCGUAUUUUUGCGUUUCGGCCAUUUAUAGCCAACUUCUCGAUCUGAGCUCUCAUUCUUCGAAGGUCUCUUCAACAUGUGCUUUAUCCAAGAAGCUAUGGCAUUUCGAAGAAGCCCUACAGUUGCAAAAAUCAACGAUUUCAGAGGACAUUCAUCAAAGUAUGAGAAUUUUCGAGAAUUUCCUUCAGGUUUGUAAGAUGACCGCAGAAUUUUCUGUAAUUGUUAUAGAUAAUAUACAGAAUAUCGACAUAAAGAGUCUACAACUACUGGAAGACAUGUUAAAACUGAAAGUCAUUAGGAUUGUUGGCGCUGGACUUUUUGAGGAAGACAAAUUACAUAUUCUCUGGAAGUUCUCCCUGAGCAACCAAUUCAAAAUAAUGGACUUGGAACCACUUGGGGAAGAAUUUAUACCUGAACUCAUAUGUCAUUUCCUGAAUGUUCACGGAGUAAUGAAAAAGCUUGUCGAUUUAAUAAGAAAAGUUUGUGAAGGAAAGCCUGGCUGGGUUCAAACCUGUCUCCUGGAGCUGUUGAAUAAAAAAGAUAUUUUGAUAACUUGUUCGUCAUACAGAAUGAUAUUGAAUGAAAAUUUCAUAUUUCCAUAUGAGAAAAAUCAGAAAAGAAUGCGUAAGAACGGGACUAAUUUAAGAUUAGCAAUAAUCGGAGAAUUCCACAGGGAAAACUUGAGGGAUAUGUCGCCCAAUGCUCUCACUCUUAAUUUUUUUGAAUCUUUUCCUUCGUACCAACAGAUUAUCAUAAAAACUGCUGCUGUUAUAGGAGAUAUGUUCACAAGAUCUCUACUUGUCUUCAUACUAGAAUUACCGAACAAUAACUUUUUCACGUACGCAAUAAAAUGUUUGUUCGACGAGGAAAUUUUCGAGUGUGGUUCCAAAUAUUUCAUCAACAACGCCAAAGUGAUCAGCAAUGAAUUAUCCUGCGUUUGUCACAUGAAACACGAAGAACAAUCCUUAUUUCGAGAUUUCCCCAAAUAUGCCUUCUGUAAGAUUCUUCAUUUUCGAAACAGGAUACUCAGAAAAAUAGCUUAUGAGCUAUUAUCGGCCAAUCAAAAAAAAGAUUUGCAUUUAAAAAUAACGGAAUUGUUGGAGAAUGAAAAUGCAUUAUGUCCUCAAUGUUCUCAACACCGAUCAUCCGCAAUUAUAAAGAUAAAAAAAUAUAAGGACAUGAUUGUCUUAGUUGAGCCACCAGAGUCACAAUGUGCUUCACAAUUCAACAUAGAAGUAAUUAAAAAUGUUAUAAGGAAAGAAAUAACACACUCAAUAGACGAGGAAAGUAAACAGAUUGAAACUUUAAGCCCGAACACUUUAUCAAUAAGGAAAACUUGGAACAGAACGAACUGUUUCUGCCUCGAAAUCAUGACGAGAAUAUACAGCGACCUAGUCCAUCAUAGCCAAAGAGCGAAUCACUUGGCUAAACAGAUUUUUUUCAUGUAUCAAUACGGCUCGAUACUCAUUCUAAUUGGCGAGUUGGAGGAUGCCAUAAUGUUGCUCAAAGAAGCUUCCCAACUCUGCAUACUGAGCGAUCUCGAAAAAUACCACAUUUCAGUUGAGUAUUCCAAAUUUAUAUUCUCUAGAAUAGUAACAGCAAUAGCCGAGGCCUACUAUCACUUGGACGACUUCAAAGCUGCUAAGAAUUAUAUCCUACUUUGUUUCAGGCAACAAGACAUACCAAUAAUAUCAUUAGAAUACAAAUUUUGCUUCAAACUUCUGAAAGUAAAUUCCAAAUCAAUUCUCGAUUAUUUUUCAACACAAAGCAAAGGUUUCGAAGAAUAUGUGGGGCAGACUUUAUCCAUAUUAAUGAGGAUAUUGGUAGCGGAAAACCAGUGGAAUCUUGCUCUAUCAGUGGCGGAAAGAAGUAUUAAUCUUUUACAGAGAGAAAACAUGAACGUAACUUUGUUGUGCGAUAUUUACAGCAGUGCAUUAGACAUCUGCAGUAUACAUGGUGAUAUGCACACCUGUGAACAAUUAGAAAAAUGUGUCAUUUCAAUUUUAUUUCAACUUUAUUCAACAGAUGGAAGUAUGGAAAUAUUCGCCAUGAUCAAGUUGAUGAAUACUCUGUUCGUUAUCAAAACAAAAAAUGAUACAAUUCAAAAUGCAAUAAGAAUAGGCUUUAGAUUAUACCACUUGAAUUACUUCCUUCAUGCUGAAAUAUUUCAGGUUGAAACUGUUACUAUUUUAACAGAUUUGUUGAUUUCUGUGAAAAGAAUAGAGGAUGCAGUACAUGCAAUAACAGUUACAAGAAACAUGACUAAACACACAUUGUAUGAUGGAGAUCUACUUUAUUUCACAUUCUGUAUCGAUCUCAUCCUGAAUGGAAGUUUUUAUAAAGAAAAAAUUGACACAAUCGAGAAUUUCGCUGAAAAACUCUAUUCAGGAAACAUCACCCAUAUAGAAAACACGUUAGCUCAAAAUUAUCUAAUUAUUUGUAUAGUUACUUAUUUUUCGAGGAUGAAUAAUUGGAACAAAAUGGAAAAGUGGAAAAACUUCUUCAGAAUUCCGAAAAAUGAAAAAAACGAUUAUUUGCUUGCUAAAUUCAAACUUCGAUAUCUGGAAUUUCAUUUGCUACAAUUAGUUAGAAGAAUGGGAUAUGAAAAAGUCAUUUCUAAGGAGGAUCUGGAAGAAAUUCACCAACUUAUAUUAGAAUGUAGAAUAAUUGGAAAAAAUUGGAAAUGUUUCCUUCCAAAGUGCUACAUUUACCAAGGCUAUUUUUGCAAACUAAGGAAAAAAUCGAAACAUAGAAAAUUCUUGAAGCUUGGUUCUAAAGAAGCUCAUCAAAAUGGAAAUUAUGAGGCACAGUGUUGGAUUGAUUUAAUUGAAAAUUAUUGGAAAAUGAGCAUCACCAAUAACAUAAUGUCGGAAUUUCCCUUUGUAUUCUGGAAAAAAGCUAGGAAUAUCAGUUUUGCUGAAUGGAUCCACAUUAUGUUUCCUCUUCCAUUACCAUGAAACUCAUGUAUUAUCUGAUAGAUAUAGUUCUUUAUUCAUUGCACAGCACCAUUUGUUACAAGUUAAAAAAAAUUUAAAUACACAAAGAUAAGUUA
Molecule: messenger RNA, 4781 nt
Organism: Coccinella septempunctata (seven-spotted ladybird)
Lineage: Eukaryota; Metazoa; Arthropoda; Insecta; Coleoptera; Coccinellidae
Product: adenylate cyclase type 10-like
Exons: 3
Coding region: 1-4686 (1561 amino acids)
Biological process (GO): cyclic nucleotide biosynthetic process; intracellular signal transduction
Cellular component (GO): cytoplasm
Molecular function (GO): adenylate cyclase activity
Source: RefSeq, a predicted model, not a curated record